ACAUACGCACGUGCCUACCUCCAUUUUUCGUCUCAACUUUUGCUUUCUUUUUUCAAAAAAGAAAAACUUCUUUUACCUUCUUUUUAUUUGCUCUUCUUCUACGGCUCUGCCUUAAGAUAAGAAAAACCUAAACACGAAGAGAAAAAUCUUCAAUUGAAGAAAACCUAAAAAAUCUCUCAAUAAUUUACUCUGCAAAUUCCGGCUUAGUAGCAGGGAGUAGCUGCUAUAAGGAUGUCAUCACCAAGCAAGAGAAGAGAUAUGGAUGUUAUGAAAUUGAUGAUGAGUGACUACAAUGUGGAGCCAAUCAAUGAUGGUAUUAAUGAAUUCAAUGUGGAAUUCCAUGGGCCAAAAGAAAGCCUUUAUGAAGGUGGUGUUUGGAAAAUCCAUGUGGAGUUACCAGAUACUUACCCGUACAAAUCUCCUUCCAUUGGGUUUCUUAAUAAAAUAUUCCACCCUAAUGUUGAUGAGAUGUCUGGUUCUAUAUGCUUGGAUGUUAUCAACCAAUCAUGGAGUCCAAUGUUUGAUCUUUUAAAUGUAUUUGAGGUUUUCCUUCCACAACUACUGCUUUAUCCAAACCCUUCAGACCCACUAAAUGGUGAUGCGGCAUCCCUGAUGAUGAAGGAUAAGCAACAAUAUGAAGAAAAAGUGAAAGAGUACUGUGAACGAUAUGCAAAAAAGGAAAAUAUCACCAUUACUCUCUCAGAAGAGAGCAACGAAGACAUAAGUGAUGAGGAUGUUAGCGAUGGAGAAAGAACAUCAAGCGAUGACAAUGUUGCUGGUGAUGCAGAUCCAUGAUGCUCAUCAAAUUUAAUUUAGGAAGCUGAAAGUGAAGGUAUGCUUGGCUGCCGAGCCGGUUUUGCCCCAAAAUCAGCAAUUCCGGUUUGGGUGAAGAGAGAACAAGGAGUGAGUGGAUAAACUUACCCGUCCUGAGAGAUUUAGGUCCCAAAUUUGGUUUGAUUUACUGUUCAUUUUGAUUUCAAUUUUGGGUUGAUGUAUCGGUGAGGCAUUUUGGGGUAGUUCUGGUUCCAAAUCGCCGUAUUAUUUUUGAAAAAAAAAAAAAAAAAA
Manihot esculenta (cassava) is the source of this 1065-nucleotide messenger RNA. Its product is annotated as ubiquitin-conjugating enzyme E2-23 kDa. The transcript is spliced from 8 exons. NCBI's taxonomy places the organism in Eukaryota, Viridiplantae, Streptophyta, Magnoliopsida, Malpighiales, Euphorbiaceae. The record is from RefSeq and is a predicted model, not a curated record. Bases 232 to 795 code for a protein of 187 amino acids. Gene Ontology annotation, molecular function: ubiquitin conjugating enzyme activity. Gene Ontology annotation, cellular component: nucleus. Gene Ontology annotation, biological process: protein polyubiquitination; ubiquitin-dependent protein catabolic process.